Messenger RNA from Drosophila teissieri, 939 nucleotides. RefSeq names its product keratin, type II cytoskeletal 5 (gene Osi6). NCBI's taxonomy places the organism in Eukaryota, Metazoa, Arthropoda, Insecta, Diptera, Drosophilidae. The transcript is spliced from 2 exons. The record is from RefSeq and is a predicted model, not a curated record. The coding region runs from base 1 to 939 and encodes 312 amino acids.
AUGAACACACCAGUGAUUUCGGUGGUGCCCAAGGAAUUCAGUCGCAAAAAUUACCAAUCCGCCAACCCAGUCGCCAGCAUGAAGUUCUUCGUUGCCACCGCCUGCAUCCUGCUCCUGGCAGCAGGCAUCUCCGCCGAUCCCGUCAAGGCCGCCGAGGAGCAGCCCGGCGCCUUCACCCAGUGCCUCGAGACCGACUCCAUCUCGUGCCUGCAGCUCACGCUCUUCCGCAAGGCCAAGUCCGUGUUCGAUAACCCUCAGAUCGAGCUUUUCGGAGGUGUUUCUCUGGUGAAGUCGAACGAAGGUCGUCAGGGCAAGUCCCUGGACAACUCUUUGGCUGUUGAGGCCGCUCCCACCGUGGAGGCUCGCACCGCCGAGAUGGGCAACUACUUCAUGGACAACGCCAAGAGCUUCUUCGCCGAGCGAUCCCUGAACUUUAACUUCGCCAACGCCGCUCGCAGCGUGGCCCGCGCUAUUCCCGAUGACAUCAAGGCCGAUCUCCGCGAGCUGGUCGUUGAGUCCCGUACCCGCAAGAAGAAGCUGCUGAAGAAGUUCCUGCCCAUCCUGCUGGGAGUUGGUGCUAAGAUCGCCGUCCUAGGCGUUGGCUCUAUCUUCGGUCUGCUCUUCCUGGCCAAGAAGGCCCUGGUUGUGUCCGUGAUCGCCUUCUUCCUGGCUCUGGCUGCUGGUGCUUCCAGCGGACUGGGACGCAUCGGUGGAUCCGGAGGCGGCGGCGGUCUGCUCGGCGGUCUGGGAGGUCUUUUCGGUGGCAAGAACGCCGGUGGAUCGUCGGCUGCCAGCACCGGAGGAUGGUCCUCGGGAGGUGGAGCUUCCAGCGCUGGAUGGUCCUCUGGCGGCAGCUCCGGCUGGGACACCCACGGUGCUUACAGCUCGCCAGUGGCCCAGACCAUCGCCUACCAGGGAUACAAGCAGGCCCGCCGGUAA